CUUUACUAUCGCUCAUUGGGCCACGACCGCAGUGCCUCGUUGAAAACAGUGUUCAUAAUGAAAGGGCGCGUUCCUACAGGUUUUUCGAUAGAAACCAUGAGUGUGUGUUGUGUGAUCUCAUGGAUAAUGCUAAGUGUACUAGUAUUUGCUCCAGGAUGCUCUGCGAGUUUAGACGAGGGACGUGCUCUGCUUAAAGAUAUCGCUUCUUUCCUUUUUCGAAAAAUAUUGCCGAUUGCACAGGACGUCUUCAUUGAAAGUGACAUCUCUAGUGAGUGCUCUGGGUCUCUUCUUAAGUUUAUGUCGGCUAUACGAAGAAGCGAACCAUGGGCUUUAAAAAUGUUGACAGCAGCCGGUCUGGUGCCCAGUGGCAUCAUGUACCUGACAAUGACGUCGUUGGGAAGCUACGGCCAGUGUCUUUCAACGCGGGCAUACGAGGAAAACGAUAACACGUCGUCACCCCUACUAUUUAUGGGCCAGUACUGCGGACUAAACGUGAUGCCUAGUAGGGAAGCGUACGAUACUCUUCUUGAGUACGUCGACAAGCUCGGUGACAUUCAACGAAAAUCGGUGCCACCAUUAAUCUACGAUCAGGAUAGCUUGUAUCGCCCAGGACUUCGGUUAGGACUUUGCGUACCCUCUCUCUGCUCGGCAGAGGAAAUGAACAUCAUCGUAAAGAAAGUUGCUUCACGUUACGACCAGUUUGCUGACAUUUUAUCGUGCCACAACGACGAAACGGACGCUCACAAAGAUCCUGUGUACUACGUCGCCAUCUUUGUUCCUUGCGUUCUCACAUUUAUUAUGAUAAUGUCUACUCUGCUUGACAUCCGAGGACUAAACUCACGACCGUGGGUCAAAGUGUUUAGCGCAAUACGUAAUCACAGGAAGCUGGUCACGACCAAUCCAAAUCAGAUGACCUUUCUUCAUGGACUCAAGGCACUCCUUGCAUAUUGGAUAGUGUUGGGACAUUGCUAUCUCCUCCUCGACCCAUACGUAAUAUUUACCGUAAAGGAAGCUUUAGAUGUGACGACGACAAUCUUCUUCCAAAUAGCGGCGACUGGAGCCUUCUUAGGAGUAUCCGUAUUUUUUGUGUCCAGCGGUUUCAUCAUGAGUUUCACGUACGUGGCGAAAGACAAACACUGGAAAACGACACAUUUGCGAUUUUAUAUCAUCUCCAUUAUUCGAAGGUACUAUCGUCUAAUGCUGCCAGCUUUAGUAGUUUUGGUGGUGGCACUGGCCCUUCCGUACAUCGUCCAUGGUCCUCUAACCGAUACGCAUUUUCGGAUGUUCACUAACUGCAAGGAUAGCUGGUACAAGGUGCCUCUGGUACUUGUGAACACUGAUGCUAUUAAUCAUAUGUGCCUCUCACACUUAUGGUACAUCUCGGCGGAUUACCAGAUAGUUCUAAUGAUACUUCCCAUAAUGAUCUUUUACCCAAGCUAUCCUCGCUUAAUGACUGCACUCAUCGUGGCCAUCUUCUGCCUCACAGGAAUUGCGAUAGCCAUCGUGACAUACCUUCUUCAACUACUGCCUUUCAUGGGCUUUAAUAUUAACCAAACUGAAUUGAUUCGUGUGUCGAAGUAUGUUUAUUUCCUGCCAACAACUCAUAUUGGGAUGGUAGGUGCCGGUAUUCUUACCGGAUUUCUCGCGCAACGUCAUAAAAAUCUCAAGAUACCAUCGUACGUGACCCGUCCCAUUUGGGCGUUAACGCUGGGAUCGUCGCUCGUAGUCAGUAUUCUCCCUGUCCUUUGGUAUAGAAAUACUGACAUCCCGCCUUGGGGUGAUGCCUUGUACGCAGGAUUGCACCGACACGUCUAUUCAGUUUUUUCUGCCUGGCUUAUUUUUGCCUGCGCAACAGGAAACGCUAAUAAUUUGUCGUCGUUACUGUCGAGUACUCCGCUAGUGUUUUUGGGUAAACUGUCCUAUGCAAUUUACCUUGUUCACUAUCCGAUUCUUAUAUACUUCCUCGGUACAAACGCGACGGCUCAACAGGCGCUUCACACUCGAAUGGUCCGUGAUUCACUAGGCGUUUACCUACUAAGCGCAGGUGUGGCCUAUGUACUUCACUUGUGCGUCGAGGCACCUGUCAUUGCAGGAGAUGCUCUGUUCUUUAAACGGCAUACUGAGAGCCCUCACGAGGUGGGACACCACGACGACAAAGAUAACGGCUUAAAGGAUAGUAAGGAAUAUAAAGAAAUUGAUCUCAAACAAGCAUAUAAGCUGUACUAAAACUUAUUAAUUCAUAGUUUGUAAUUUAUGUCUCGACCAGAUCUUGUGUAACCUCGAUGACUUUGUCACACACUGCCACUAGAUAGAACUAGGCACGGUGAGAGUCAUAUCAUAUUUUUUCCUUAAAUAUACGUUAUGUUAUAUGUGAAAGGGCAAAAGUAGGCUUACAGCUUGAGACAGGUAGACUUAGGGAAUCCUUAGGUGGAGAGGGAUUCACUUGCAGAUAGCGAUCAGUAUUAACCUAUAAUCGUCAUAACGCAUAUGAUUUCACAAAUCAAUUCUAAAUUACUUUGAGCUCCUAGCCACUAUUAGCCUCUCUAAUAUACUUUGGAAACGUAUCCAUUAAUCUUGUCGGAUAUGGUUGAUAUGUAGCAAUUGUGGCUAACUAUUUGUCUAUAAAGUUUUUAGGAAUUAUAUUGCAUAUGGCGACAUAGGUCGCGUAUUAAAUUUUUACUACAAGUAUGUUUCGUACACGUCUUUCGCAAAGCAAUACCAGUUGUAAAUAAAAUAAAAAAUAAAUAAAGAAAGCUUUACGAUGAUUAUAAUUUCCCAUGUGACAGCGCGAGAGAAUGAAAAAAACAUGACAUGAGCACAAAUAGGGGUAAAAUAACGUACACGUAGAAACGUGUCAUUUACGUAUCCAUUUUUCAGUUUAGUUAGUAACUGACGAAAUUAAAGCGACCCAUGUCAAACGAUCGAUAAUAGGAACAAGUCGGCAUUGCCUAUGUACCAUUUAUAACCAUCCGUCUGAUCUGAGCCAUCACUGUACAACAAAAUUAUCU
This is a messenger RNA of Varroa destructor (honeybee mite), 3008 nucleotides long. RefSeq names its product nose resistant to fluoxetine protein 6-like. Lineage: Eukaryota; Metazoa; Arthropoda; Arachnida; Mesostigmata; Varroidae. The record is from RefSeq and is a predicted model, not a curated record. Gene Ontology annotation, molecular function: acyltransferase activity, transferring groups other than amino-acyl groups.